Molecule: messenger RNA, 1155 nt
Organism: Phalaenopsis equestris
Lineage: Eukaryota; Viridiplantae; Streptophyta; Magnoliopsida; Asparagales; Orchidaceae
Exons: 6
Coding region: 229-951 (240 amino acids)
Source: RefSeq, a predicted model, not a curated record
UAGAAGCGAAGCAAGACAGAGACCGAUUAGACAAAGAUACUCGCAUUUGUAAGGACAGGCGAGCGUUUUCUUCGAUUUGACUCUAAUUCUUCCUCCUUUCUUUGUUAUCCUUCCUUCCCGUUGCCCUUCCUUGUCUGACCCCUGCGACGGAGCGUUGACGUUACUGGCUCCAAGAAGCUGACGGCUGGAGCCGUGGUGAAAAAGUUCAGGAUAAGUUCUUUUGAAAUCAUGUAUCCACGAUUGAGGGUGAAAGAAUUAGAAGCACGACAAGAGGUAGCAGCAGCAUGUCUGUUGAGAGUUAUUGAAUCCCUCUCCUUAGAGGACAAGGGGCCUGCAACAUCUGCAGUUUCAGAUCACAUCAACAAGGGCAACAUCGAUUCUAACAAAUCAUAUACAAGAAAUCCCCGUCCAAGUUUCAAAAUUGAGCAUUCACCUUCAACUUUCAUACUCAAUGAGAAGACUGUAAAGGGUGUUGAUGAAGACAAUAGAAGCAAUAUUUGGGCUGAUUCAGUUCCUCGGCCUCGCGCAGUCUUGUCAAGCCCGGAUAAUGAUGACAUAAUUGGCACCCAAAACAAGAGAAUUCAAGAGAGAAGACGACUAGCAAAAGAGCAGGCAUCAGACAUACCUUGUACAGAUAACAAUGGAAAGACUAACAAGCACAACCCUGUAACUGCAAAUAGAACAGCCGCUUCAAAUAAACCUUCCUCAUAUAUCAAUAACCUCCACAACGAUCACAAAGUUGAUGAGAUACGAAGACCUUCAAAUUUAAAGACUAGGAUUCAGCUCAAAACUACUACUAAUGUUGAUCUGAAAGUGGUAAAAGCGUACAGGAACACCCCUCCCACUGAAUCAGCUAAUCGUAAAAAAGGAGUCUUCAAUGAAGUUGGGGCCUGUAAUGGCUAUCCGAAGAUAAAGUGUUCAGCUUCUUCCAACCAAAGCCAAGAACACUAAAAAGGGUAGAGAAACAAGAAACAUGCUUGAGGACAAUUUGAAAUUAAUGUAUCGUUUCAUAGUUGUAAUUACCUAAAAUUCUCUUUUUUUUAUUGGGCCUGGAUCGGUUGGCUAAGCAUGCCUAUGGGCAGGAAAUCGAAGUGCCAAUCCCAACUAUCAAUUUGUGAAGUUCCAUGUUAAAUGCUGGGUUUAGUUGUUUUUUUU